This is a messenger RNA of Microplitis demolitor, 1782 nucleotides long. Its product is annotated as H/ACA ribonucleoprotein complex non-core subunit NAF1. Gene Ontology annotation, biological process: ribosome biogenesis; box H/ACA snoRNP assembly; pseudouridine synthesis. The transcript has 4 exons. Bases 108 to 1688 code for a protein of 526 amino acids. The record is from RefSeq and is a predicted model, not a curated record. Gene Ontology annotation, molecular function: RNA binding. Gene Ontology annotation, cellular component: sno(s)RNA-containing ribonucleoprotein complex. NCBI's taxonomy places the organism in Eukaryota, Metazoa, Arthropoda, Insecta, Hymenoptera, Braconidae.
UUUCCAUGUGUUUAUAAAACAAAAAGCACGUGGUUACUCGGUGACUACUUUCCUAACGAUUUAUUAAUAAUAAUUUGUUUUAAAAGAUUUUAAUUGAGUUUAAUAUCAUGAGCGAGACUAAGAAACAACUCAAAACUGCUGCUGCAAGUGAAAAUUUAAAAUCUGAUGUACCAAGUGCGGGAACGACCAAUUCAUUGAGCGUAAUUGCGGCAACUUAUGAUGAUGACUGUGAUAGUGAUGAUCAAAACAGUUAUCAAAGUGCUGAUAGCAGGGAACAGUCAAAUCCGACAGUCGUUGGUAACCAAAUGAUAGUUUCCAAUGAACAGGUGAUAAAUUCAGAUACAGACACAGCUAAUGCUGGUCUUCAAGUCCCAGUAUACAACCCAGAACUAGUUAUUACUGAAAGAAUAGUUACUGAUGACUCAGAGCCAGUUAUUGUCAAAGAGCAAGUUACGAUUCCUGAUCCAGGCCCAUCUGUAACCAAGAAAAUAACUGAUCCAGAGCUGACUAUCAUCAGAGAACAAAUAACAAUAUCAGAUUCUCGGAAUAAAAAUUACAGGGUUCAAGAUUCAGAUAACUCUGACAGUGAAGACGACUCUAGUUCCAGUGAUAGCAGCAACAGCAGUAGCAGCAGCAGCAGCAGCUCUUCUUCGGAUUCUGAUGAUGACCACGAUAGUGAUGGCACUAAGAAACAAAGCUCCAAUAAAAACAGGAAGAAGAAAGGUAACCCUGAGAGAGGAGAAUAUGAUGACUUGCCACCAAUUGAAAACGUGCAGAUAUCAGUACCAGAAGUACUGUGUGAUCCUAUGGGCGAAGUCGGUUGGAUAGUAGAGCAAAUGGUUGUAGUGACCCCAAAAGCUAACAAACCGACUCUUAAUUUUGACACGAUGUUAUUUGUGGACAAAGGUAAGCGUGCUUUGGGACGUGUGUUCGACGUAUUUGGACCAGUGACCGAGCCUCAUUACUGCGUUAGAUUUAAUAACGCUCAGCAUAUAAAAGAGAGUGAUAUUAAAGUUGGUAUGACAGUUUAUUACUGUCCCAAUACCCCUUAUACAACUCUUGUAUUCAUGACUGACCUUCUCAAAAUAAAAGCCACUGAUGACGUAGGCGAAGACGAGCAUCCAGAAUUUUCGGAUGACGAGCAAGAAAAAGCAUACUUCGCUUCUCUUAAACAGAGACAACGGAAUAAUAGUAGUAGUGGUAGUAGUAAUAAUAAUAAAAAAAGUAAUGAUACUAAUAGAAGUACUCCGUCGUCAAAGCGUCAGAAGAAAAAUGAUGGAUGGAAGUCACAGCAUCCUUGGAGCAGUGCUAGAAAAACGGGAGCAGUAUCACAAAAUAAUUAUUGGUAUCAGCAACAAGCUCAAGCCCAAGCUCAAGCUCAUUUUUACUCCCAGCCACAACAAAAUACGUGGGCGUCAUACCCAAGUAAUGUCGGUGGUAAUCCUUGGGAUCAUUACUCGUAUCAAAAUUGGUUUUCACCUCAAUCCCAGUAUUCACCAGCGACUUCAUAUCAGCCGAAUGUCGAUUUAACGCCACCGCCCGGACCUAGUUUUCCGUGGCAAGCAAAUUCGACCUUUACACCCACGCCUACGAAUGUACCCUGGCACAUGCCACCCCCACCCCCACCUCCUCCUUCUUAUUUACCGUCAACUCAACAGCCUCAAUCUCCAUCAUCUCCAGCUACGUAGAUCGUACCUUUGAAUACGUACUCAGUUAUUUUGUAAUUAUAAUAAUAAUCAUAAUGAUAAUUUGAUAAAUAUAAAUAUAUAUUAUAUAUUUUUA